Histoplasma mississippiense is the source of this 804-nucleotide messenger RNA. RefSeq lists its product with no specific name. Bases 1 to 804 code for a protein of 267 amino acids. The transcript is spliced from 3 exons. The record is from RefSeq and is a predicted model, not a curated record. Lineage: Eukaryota; Fungi; Ascomycota; Eurotiomycetes; Onygenales; Ajellomycetaceae.
AUGCCACAAGAAUUCUUACACUCAGACCUGGACGUCGAGGCUCACGCGGCUUUUACGGUGAUGCCGUACAUUUCUCCUUCACAAACCUCGCCCACCGCUGGCAUCACCCUCAAACUAUCGUCAUCAUGGACGUACUGCGGACCGCUGCUGAAUCUACCGCUCCAAAAUCCCCCGCCCUCAUUCUACACGUGGUCCGAACAAACCGUAACUGGCUCCAUCCUUCCCGCUCUCACCCAGUUUAUCAGCUUCGCCAACGAAUUCCUCCUCAAAAACAACCUCUCCCACUACUGGCUCACGAUCAAGGCUUCUAGAGGAACAGACGAAUUUGAUAUGCCGCGAUGGCAUACCGAUGACCUGUUUUAUAGCAAGGGCGACGAGGACCCCAUCACCAAGCUACGUGAAACGAAAUGGAAACUCGCUACAACUCUGCUAGGCCCCAGCACACUCUUCUUAACCUCCCCUGCCCGCGCACGCUCCAUCCACAACCGAAUAAAACAAUCAGUCUGCGAUGAAAGUAAGAAACACCUCUGUGCGCCUGUUCGAUGUGUCGGGUGCGCCACAGCUGCGGAAUCGGUGCGCCUGCGUUUGGCUGAAGAAUUCCGAGACCACGGAUACGUACAGGCGGGUCCGGGAGAGUGUACAUUUUUCCGCGUUGGGGACGAUGAGGGGGCGGUACACUCAGAACCUCCGUCCCAUGGUGAUCGGAUAUUUGUGAAUGUGGUGCCGGGGCGGGAGGAGGAGCUAAAAGAGAUCAUGAAGAAAUGGGUAUGGGACCAGUCGGGAUACGUGGGAAUGUUGAGUUGA